UCUCCCCCUCGCCGCUCCCGCUCCGCAUUCGCUGUGGCUGCGGCACUCCCCGCUCCCAUUGGCGGCGGGCGCUGGUUCCGGCUGCCUUUUCCUGGUUCCGGGUCACGGGGCGGGGCGCGCGGCGGCAGGACCGGGAAGCGGAGGGCGCCGGGGCCGCAGCGCGGAUCGCGCAGCGCGGAAUGCUCGGGAGCGGCUGAGCGGAAGCGCCGGGAGCGGCGGCGGCGGGCGGUGCUCCAUCCGUGCUCCAUCGCUGUUCCAUCUGGCUGCUGUGCGGGAUGCAGUUACUGUCACAAAACAGCGGACUAUUUUGAUAUAAGGAUGUCAUCACCUUGCCAUACCUCUGCUAUGCUGGUAGUCUUUAUGGCCCUUAUUCUGGGUGUGGUGGCUGACCAGUCAAAAGAGAGGGGCUGCGAUGUGAUCGGUGAUGAGAGCAGCGAGUCGCAAAUGGAAAGAGCCUUGCUGAAGAAACUAGAGCCCCUAAGCCAAAUGAGGUUUAACGUUACUGUGGAGAAAGGCAAAACAGAAAACUACGUCUACCAUUUCAGGGUGUGCAGGGAGGUCAACAGCAACUUGCACGAUUUUAGUGGCCUGGUGCAAAUGGAUAGACAGAGUGGAAGGAGCACAGUGAUAGGAAGAAUCAAUGAAACCCAGGUCUUCAAUGGAAGUGACUGGAUCAUGCUGAUUUAUAAAGGAGGUGAUUCAUAUGGCAGCCACUGCAGUGGUGAGAAGAGGAGAGCUGUGAUAAUGAUUUCAUGCAAGCGGGGAGUUACAGCGAGUUCGUUCAGCAUUAUUUCGGAAGAGCGGGAAAAGGAGCAGGAGUGUUUCUACCUCUUUGAGAUGGACAGCAGUGUGGCUUGUCCAGCUGUGGAAUCCCACCUCAGUGUUGGCUCCAUUCUGCUGAUCACGUUUGCUUCACUGAUUGCAGUCUACAUCAUUGGUGGGUUCCUCUACCAGCGCCUUAUAGUGGGAGCAAAGGGCAUGGAGCAGUUUCCUCACUUUGCUUUCUGGCAAGAUUUGGGCAAUUUGGUGGCGGAUGGCUGUGACUUUGUCUGCCGAUCUAAGCCUCGAAAUGCACCCGCUGCGUACCGUGGUGUGGGAGAUGACCAGCUGGGUGAGGAGUCGGAAGAACGGGAUGACCACUUGCUACCAAUGUGAUGGGCUUUCAACACUGAGUUCUUUUCUCCCCAUCUCCCUAGUGCUUGUUUAGCCGGAUGGCUCCCAGCCAGUUCUUCCUCUCACUUCUGAUUUUCCUUACACUGUUCGCUUUUGCUGCUCUCUGAUGUGUCAAGUCCCAUAGAUGCCUCUGGGUGGGAACAGUGCUGGUCCCUGAUGGCAUGACUUACAUUCACAGUGCUGUUUCAGGUUUUUAAAAAUGCAGCACAGCUUAGGGGUGAAAAGUGCUGAGAGUUGAGUAGAUGACAGCAAGAAAGCAAUAUGAGCAGUCAGCACUGAGCAGGAAUGGGAGAUGAAUCACUGCGAGGAAAAAAGGGACUUGUAUGGGUGCAGAAUGGGAAAGGCAAAAUAGGCAGUGGGUUAAAACAGCUGAGACUGUAGGAGGGAUCUUUUGUUUCUGUCUUUCUUUUUUUUUUUUUUCCCCUUAGGGUUUACAGGAUCUGUCAGACACUGGAAUUAUUUUUCCUUGAAUGCAUUUUCAGCUUUUCUAGCUUCUGCAAUGUUUCUGCCAGCAUAACCUGCACAGUGUGCUGUAUAUCAGACUCCAUGCGGGUGGAAGAGGCAUUAGCACCUCUGCAGUCUUUUCCUAAUGGCAAUAUGUGGAAGAGUAUGCACCAGUUUCUUUUCAACAAAUACAAAGGGAUGCAUGCCAUCCUCUCAGACUGGAGAGGGGCAAUGUUAAAAAACUAUAGGACUUAAAUACAGUCUUGUGACUUUCCAGUGCAGUCAAAAUAUUGUCUGUCUUCUCAGUCAUUGAGAAGCAAAAGGAAAUUACAUGCUGCUUAAUGAAGGGAACCUUUGCUGAAACUGAAACUGACAUCAAGGCAAAAUGAGAAAGGUUGCUGCCACUUGAGUUCUGUUACAAGUGUCCGGAGGUGACUGCUUGUACCGCUGUCACUUGUCAGCAUUGUGAUUUCAAUGCUCCUUCAAAGUUCCUUGUUUGGCAGAGGGUUUUCCUGUGAAGGUACUGGAUUUAUUUUUUUUUUU
This is a messenger RNA of Cuculus canorus (common cuckoo), 2160 nucleotides long. RefSeq names its product mannose-6-phosphate receptor, cation dependent (gene M6PR). Bases 319 to 1155 code for a protein of 278 amino acids. NCBI's taxonomy places the organism in Eukaryota, Metazoa, Chordata, Aves, Cuculiformes, Cuculidae. The transcript has 7 exons. Gene Ontology annotation, cellular component: Golgi apparatus; endosome; trans-Golgi network. Gene Ontology annotation, molecular function: protein domain specific binding. The record is from RefSeq and is a predicted model, not a curated record. Gene Ontology annotation, biological process: protein targeting to lysosome.